Molecule: messenger RNA, 822 nt
Organism: Anthostomella pinea
Lineage: Eukaryota; Fungi; Ascomycota; Sordariomycetes; Xylariales; Xylariaceae
Source: the annotation of a GenBank genome assembly
AUGGCAAACUGCAAUCGACUACUUUCGACCCACGGGAGUUUGACUCCUACGCAGGGCCAGGCCGAGUCAGGUCUCGACAGGCUGCUCUUACCAACACAAGCUGAUAGCGACAACGAAGACUGGUUGGAGUACUUCGACUUUGAGGGCUUUACAGGUUCUGGUCCCGCCAAAGACGUGGUAUGUGAGGACAAACGCGUCAGCGAUGCUUCGCCCGUCGACGACCCGAGGGUCUGCAAUCUGGAUCUCGAUGUCCCUGCCAGCGUUGAUCCAGACGGUCUCCGAGCUCUCGCGCGGACAUCCUCUCAAGCUGAGGCUCGUCACGAUGAUCAUCAGGUUGCUGUCAUACCGCCUACAAUCAAUCAUGCCCUCAGUAUCUCUACGCGCAUGCCUUGUGUUGACCGAGACGACCCGAUGACUGCAUCAUCCUCUAUCCUACCAAAAGGUGCGACUGCGCCUUUUUGCGGCGUUCAUCACGACACCUACCCCGAAACCACUCCGCCCGCCCCCAACGCCUCGGAAACCCUGCACAUACACCAUGACCAAGGGGGACUCGGCCGCUGUUCCACUUGUCGUACCACACCUGGGGUCACUGGGGGCAUCAGUCUCAAUACCUUCACGGGAAACGCCACAGUCACCGUCGAUUGUCACCCUCCCGAACUAAUCGAUCUUACCUUUUCUGCUUCGGGGUUAGGGGGUGAGGCACUGCAAAGAAAAUCGAAGAGACCGCUCUCAAACGAUGGCAAUAGACAGGCCAAGAUGCCAAGAAAUCGCAGAAACUGCAUGAACCUACGGGCUCAAGGGGUGCGUUGUGUUCGAGGAUGA